AUGAAUCUGCGGCCUGUUUUAGGGAUACUUAUUUUAUUACCUGUGUGUCUGUCACUAAAACAGGGAGAUGAGGGUGUUUGUAUGACGAGGAUAAAAUCGCGAAAUGGACUAAUAUUACGAGCACAUUGUUGUGCGGGGUGGGAGUACGAUGCAAGAGAAAGCAGAUGUAAACCUGAGUGCAGAGGCUGCGGUACUGGUACAUGUGUUGCUCCGAAUAAAUGCGCCUGUCCCCCGCCAUUAAUAAACAGGAGUGGCCGGUGUAUCAUGGCAAAGCCGACAUGUGAUAGCCCCUGUGUAAAUGGGAUGUGUACAGCACCUAACGUAUGCACUUGUAAACGAGGAUACACACCUGAAAGUCAAUACACAUGCGUACCUGAAUGUAAUGAACCCUGCGUCAAUGGCAUUUGUGGUGCACCCGAUUCAUGUACAUGUAAUAAUGGCUAUGAACCCAUUAAUGCCACAGUAUGUGAACCCAAAUGCAAUUUAUGCUUAAAUGGCGAUUGUGUUGAACCUAACGAAUGUAGAUGCCACGAUGGCUAUUCCAUGGAAGAUGGCGUUUGCAAACCUGUCUGUGACAAAACAUGCGUCCACGGAGAAUGUACAGCACCAAACAUUUGCACUUGUGAUUCUGGAUUUAAGCCCUUAAAUCCAUUUACUUGUGCCCCAAUUUGCGAUCCAAUUUGUGUGAAUGCUUCUUGUGUGGCACCAAAUACCUGUAAUUGUAAUGCUGGGUAUGAACCAGUUUCUGGAUCGAUUUGUAAACCUAAAUGUGAUUACUGCUCCUAUGGGGAUUGUGUUGGACCUAAUGAAUGUCGUUGUUACGAAGGUUAUACGAUGGUAGAUGGAGUAUGUAAGCCUCAAUGCACUCAGCCCUGUGUCAAUGGCAAAUGUGUCGCCCCUAAUAUAUGCACAUGUAACACUGGCUAUGAAUCUGUCAAUACCACAGUAUGUCAACCCAAAUGCAAGUCUUGCUUGAAUGGUGUAUGUAUUGGACCCAACAAUUGUAGAUGCAAUAACGGCUAUAUCAUGAGAGGUGGCGUUUGCAAACCUGUCUGCGACAAAGAAUGUGUCCACGGAGAAUGCAUAGCACCAAAUACAUGCGCAUGUGAUUCAGGAUUUAGACAUACCCCAUUAAGUCCAUUUACGUGUGUUCCAAUUUGUAAACAAGGCUGUGUAAAUGGUAUAUGUACGGCACCAAAUAAAUGCGAUUGUCAAGAAGGAUAUCAGUUUGUAACAGAAUCGAUUUGUAAGCCUGUAUGUACUAAAGCCUGUGUUAACGGAGAAUGCACAGCGCCAAAUACUUGCACCUGUGCUCAUGGAUACAGGGCAAAUUCUCUUGACCGAUUUACUUGUACACCAAUCUGCGAGCCACCUUGUGUAAAUGCUACGUGUGUCGCACCUAAUACCUGUACCUGUAACUUAGGAUUCCAACCAGUAACACCAUCAGCUUGCAAACCUACUUGUGAUAAUUGUGCUAACGGAAACUGUGUAGGGGUAGAUAAUUGCCAAUGUCACGAUGGAUAUGAGAUGAAAAAUGGUACAUGUACACCAUCCUGUUCUGAAACUUGUGUAAAUGGAUAUUGUAAGGGACCAAAUAAUUGUGCUUGUUUUGAAGGAUAUAUAAAAAAAUCUGAUCAAUCCUCUAUAUGUGUUAAGCCUUGCCCAGACACUUGCACGAAUGGCAGCUGUGACUCCACUGGUUUAUGUACAUGUGACUCAGGCUUCGAAUAUAUUAAUGGUACCUGCGUGGCUCUAGCAUCCAUGAAUUGUACUUGCUGUGAAGGCAACUGCACUGCUGGUGAAAACUUGUGUCCCGAUCACUUCUGCCCGUCCGUGGCUCAAGUAGCUUCUCCAACAGGGUUAGCCGGUUUAGAACUGACAUGGUUGCUGUGCGCUUGCUUGGGGUUGAUUCUUCUCACUCUAUCCAUUGUCAUCAUAGGACACAUGUGGAGAAAGCGCAAGGAGUUUGACACUAAGAAUCCUAAUUCAGGAACAAACACCUUAGGAAGUGUAGUUUACACGCUUCCAGACACGUUGAAAUAUCGAAAUUAUCCCGAUAAUCAAAUAAAUGAAGAAUUUGACGAAGAAAUUGAAGAAGAAGACGAAGAAAAACAAACUGCCGAACAACUUUUAGCGAGCAAAAUAGUAUUCGAACACGAAAAACUU
Brenthis ino (lesser marbled fritillary) is the source of this 2166-nucleotide messenger RNA. Lineage: Eukaryota; Metazoa; Arthropoda; Insecta; Lepidoptera; Nymphalidae. The record is from the annotation of a GenBank genome assembly.